UCUUCCCGGCAGUUGGCGGUUUGUAACUUGAACUGGGACAGACUGAAAGCUAAAGAUCUUCUGGCUCUCUUCAAUUCGUUUAAGCCCAAAGGAGGUGUGGUGCUGUCUGUGACGAUCUAUCCGUCUGAGUUCGGGAAGGAGAGGAUGAGUGCAGAACAGACUCAGGGUCCGCAGGAGCUCACCGGCCUCCCGGAGAACCCUGACGCCGACACAGAGGAGCAAAGGUACUGGACGCUAGGGUUGCGACGUAUGUGUACUUUUUCUAAAUGUCUAAAUCUAAAUAUUCUUUUCAUUGUUUUUUUAGGGCUGAAGGAAACAACUGAGAAGCUUGUGAAGAAGAAAAUGGAGGGCAAAGAUCAGUUGACUCCGUGGGAGCAGUACCUGCAGAAGAGAAAGGAGAAAAAGAAAGAGAAAAGGAAAGGAAAGAAGGAAGCGAUGGAGGCGGAGCCUGCGAUCAGUGAUGAUGAACUUCCUGCUGAUGUUGACUUUAAUGACCCCUUCUUCAAAGAAGAGCUCGGCUCGAAAGCAUCCCUGAAAAACAAAAAGAACAAGAAGAACAGCAAGAAGGAUGAGGAGAGGACACCAGAAGAACAGGAAGAGCUGGAACGACAGAGGGCUGAGAUGGAGCUGCUGAUGGACGACAAUGAAAGCGACAAGCACAAACAUUUCAACUACGACAAGAUCGUAGAGCAGCAGAACCUGAGCAAGAAGAAGAGAAAGAAACUCGUGAAGAGCAACACGCCACUGGAGGAGGACGACUUCCAGGUGGACGUUCAAGACCCGCGUUUCCAGGCUAUGUUCACGUCCCAUCUUUACAACCUGGACCCGUGCGACCCGGGCUACAAGAAAACCAAAGCAACGCAGAGCAUCUUAGAGGAGAAACAGAGACGCAGAGAGGAGCGACAGCACAGCCAGGAGGUGGCGGCGCUGAAGAGCAGAGCCGUGCAGGAGAAGGACAAAGCAGAGACGCCGUCAUCCUCCACUGAAGCCUUAGACCCCAGUUUAUCAUUGCUUAUCAAAUCCAUCAAGAACAAAACUGAACAGUUUCAAGCGCGCAAGAAACAAAAGACAAAAUGACUCUUAUAACAAGAGACUCGAGUCUGAAGUGGAUUCAUUGCUGUUUCAUAUAACAGGGUUCGUUUUCUGGAGUCACUUUUGUGACUAAUUUGUGCUUGGAGACAAAAUGAGACGUUUUUGAUCAAUAAAUAUCAUACUUUCUCCUAGUUCAAAAAUGUUCAAACAUGUCUGCUUCAGACUUUUGUAAUCGACCUGCCAUUUUUGGAUGAAAACAUCAAGGGUUUGUUUCUUCCACUGUACACAAAAUCUCAUUGUACUCGUUUUGCUUGAUGAAAUGGUUCAGAACGGUGUAUCUAUGCUUCCCUAACCUGUCCUCCAGGAAGCCAAACUCUGCAUUAUUUGUAUGACCCCCUCAUCUAACACACCUGAUUGAACUCGUUAGCUCAUUAGCAGACUGCAAGAGCAGAAUUUGACCCGCUGGAAUUUGAGGCCAAGUGUAUCCCAUCAUUCAUCAUGUGCUCUAAAAUCAUGAGAUUUAAGGAAACUUUCCAGUAUAAGUUAAAUUAGAUAUUACAUAUACUUUUGUAAGUAAAAUGUGAAGUGUGGCAUAUUUUAUUGGCGCAGAGAUGAGCAUGUGUACGUCUUAAAAUGCUAUUUUGAAUCCAAAGUAGGUCAUAAGUGUGAUUCGUGUAGAUCCAGUAAGUUUUUUUCAAAAUUGAAAAAGAGGUGGGUUUGCAAGAGUCACUCGUAAUGAAAUGAGAACCAUGUUUUGUAAUCAUAAAAGAAAAGAAAAAAAAUUUGUUUGAAAAAAAAAUGCA
Messenger RNA from Sinocyclocheilus grahami, 1835 nucleotides. Its product is annotated as ESF1 homolog. The record is from RefSeq and is a predicted model, not a curated record. Lineage: Eukaryota; Metazoa; Chordata; Actinopteri; Cypriniformes; Cyprinidae. Gene Ontology annotation, biological process: rRNA processing. The transcript is spliced from 7 exons. Gene Ontology annotation, molecular function: RNA binding. The annotation marks the transcript as partial. Gene Ontology annotation, cellular component: nucleus.